This is a messenger RNA of Strongylocentrotus purpuratus (purple sea urchin), 1828 nucleotides long. Its product is annotated as activin receptor type-1-like. Gene Ontology annotation, cellular component: plasma membrane; BMP receptor complex. NCBI's taxonomy places the organism in Eukaryota, Metazoa, Echinodermata, Echinoidea, Camarodonta, Strongylocentrotidae. Gene Ontology annotation, biological process: BMP signaling pathway; cellular response to growth factor stimulus; protein phosphorylation. The record is from RefSeq and is a predicted model, not a curated record. Gene Ontology annotation, molecular function: ATP binding; transforming growth factor beta receptor activity, type I; SMAD binding. Bases 181 to 1812 code for a protein of 543 amino acids. The transcript is spliced from 8 exons.
GACCAGUUAGUGAGUUAGCGAGGGUUAGGUCAUUCAUUCGGUCCCUCAUUCAGUCUUAGUAGAGCAGAGCAUGGCACUUGUUUGCAGGUUCUAUCCUAUGGGAGUCUGCCCUCUUUCAUAAUUUCUCAGCUUUUAUCUGAAUUUCUACCGAGGAUUUUUACCCCUUUUGGAUUUACAAUCAUGAGUUUGCCUGGUCAUCUUACAGGUGUGUCGACGAUGCGAGCUAGUCAAGAUGUCUACGUGGCUGACCUAGCUCACCAAGUCAACAAUAGUGUGACUCUACAGUGCAAUUGUGAUGACUAUAGCUGUGAAGGGACCAAUCGCUGUGAAGCACUUCGGAAAUGUUUCUCAUCAAUAACAGAAGUAGAUGGCAUCAUCAUGAAGAGAAUGGGAUGUGUGAAUACAGAAGAACAGUUCAACAUGUUUUGUAAGAUGCAUCCUUAUCCAGACAUCUCUGUGUUGUGCUGUAAUCGUUCCUUCUGUAAUAAUGAUCUACAACCAACGUUCUUACCAACGACAACACCUCGUAUCACAGAAGAACUUGGUCAAAAGGUCCCUUACAAUGUGACCUACACAGUCCUGGGUGUGGUGGGACCAUUGAUAGCCUGUCUCAUUGCACUGACCAUUGCUGCAUACUGCUUCAAACGUCGUCAUCAGCAACGUAUGGAUGAGCUAAGCCAUCAGGAAGCUCAGUAUAGACAGGCUCAUGAUAUCAGGGCUGUCCCUGCAGGAGAUAGUACAUUAAAGGACCUGUUUGAUCAUUCUAAUACAUCUGGCAGCGGAUCUGGGCUUCCCUACCUGGUGCAGAGGACAGUAGCCAGACAGAUCAACCUGCUUCAACAAGUCGGUAAGGGACGAUACGGUGAGGUAUGGAUGGGUACAUGGCAAGGUGACACUGUAGCCGUCAAGAUCUUCAGUUCCAUUGAUGAGAAAUCCUGGUUCCGUGAGACAGAGAUCUACAACACCGUCAUGCUUCGACAUGAGAACAUCUUAGCCUUCUUUGCAUCAGACAUGACCUCACGUCAAUCCUGCACUCAACUCUGGCUUAUCAUGGAGUACCAUGAACGGGGCUCCCUCUACGACUACCUCAACCGUCAUGUGCUUGAUGCAAGGCAGAUGUGUCGCCUGGCGCUGACGGCCUGCAGCGGUCUUGUUCAUCUUCAUACCGAGAUCACAUGCAACAACAGCAAACCUGCCAUCGCUCAUAGAGACAUCAAAACCAAAAAUAUUCUUGUCAAGAGGAACUUAACGUGUUGCAUCGCCGACUUGGGAUUGGCGGUCCUGCACACGCAGAGGGAGGAUAAUAUUGAUAUGGGAACGAACACUAGGGUUGGGACAAAGAGGUACAUGGCACCGGAGCUACUGGAGGAAACCAUGGAUGUCAGGUGCUUUGAAUCAUUCAAGAGGGUCGAUGUAUAUGCAUUUGGCUUGGUCAUGUGGGAAAUUGCUAGGAGAUGCGAAGUAGGAGGUAUGGUAGCAGAUUACAAGCCUCCGUUCUUUGAGUAUGUACCCAGUGAUCCAAGCUUUGAUGAUAUGAGGAAAGUUGCUUGUAUUGAGAAACUCAGACCAAAUAUACCAAACAGAUGGACCAACAAUACAGUGUUAACAUCAAUGGCCAAGUUAAUGAAGGAAUGUUGGUGUCCUACCGCUUCAGCUCGACACACCUCACUCAGGGUUAAGAAGACUCUCAUGAAGAUCUCUGAAACAUGUCCCAAGCUAACUGAUCCUUAUCAUUGGGAAAGAUCAUCGCCUAAAACAUCAUUCAUACAUUCUACACUGUCACGAAGAUCUCUGAAACAUGUCCCAAGCUAACUGAUCCUUAUCAUUG